CACUCGCAGUGAGGGACGUUCGCUGCAGUCUCUCCCGCGCCCCCGAUCACCGCAACACACACACACACACACACGCAAGCACGCAAAAUCCUAAAAAAUAAUUAAGUCCUUGCGUUAGACCUGCGACGGGAUCAUUAGCUGAGUUCUCAACGUCUUGGUCUCCGUCUCACGCAAAAACUCACGCAAUUCUUCACACAACCCAUCAUCCAGGGUCUCUCUCCCCCGCGUGAGAUAUCCCUGGAUCACCCCCACCCCAAUCAUAUAAGACAAAAUAUAUUCAACUACUCGUCCCCCCAAAAAAUAUCAGAACUUCUCCCCCCACCCCCUUGCACGAGGCGCCGGUAUAGUGAGCGAGAUCAUCUGUUUCGUCUCCACCAAGACCGUAGAAUAUUCCUGCAGUCUGUCGCAAAACAACACAGGACGUCCUCCUCAAUAUUGAUAAUUUCCGUGAACGUCAACAUCACUUCGGCAGUUCCAUCCCCAAGACCUCAAAUUCACAGUAACCCGGAUCCUCACAGCAUCUAAGAGCUUCCUCGCACUCACGUCAAAAAGUAAUUACACACACAGGAACGUCUCCCGCAUAAAAACAAACCAACCAGAACACUCACUACCUGCCGGCAAGUUGAUCACCUCGACGACUGUGCGUGAAUCAAACCGUCGAACCAGGAGGUGAGUGUCAGGUCCCCGGGCAUCACUGAGCCACCCACAACACAUUAGAAGACCGUCUUAGCUGCUGGUGCUGUUCCCGCCAAAACGCAUCACCGGAUUCUCUUCGCGCCAAAUUUUUCAUGAAAUAACUACAGAAAACAGCUGUUAAGUUGCCAUGGAGACGCCAACGCCACGCCCCUACCCCAAGCUGACUGUCCUCCUGCUGCUGCUGUUCACCUGUCCACUCUCCACUCAUGGAUCACCCCUGUUGUUGGCCAAAGAGCGGCUAUCUUACUUCGGCAUCAAGACCCCACCUGUUGAGUUGAGCGAGAGGAGUGCGGGCCAUGUCGAUGCUUUCUGCGGCGCCCCUAACGGCCUUUUUCCUCAUGAGUGGAACUGUGGUCAGUUCUUCUCUUGUUCCAACGGACGAGGCUGCCUCAUGGAGUGCCCUAGAGGGACGCAAUUCCACUGGACUCUUCACGUGUGUGUCUGGCCCAACCAGGCCAAAUGCUCUCCCAAGUCGGGGGCGUUGCCAUCCAAUUGGCCACCACUGAGAUUGUGUUCUGAGGCAGCAGCCGUCCAACCACCAACACCCCCUUCUCCUCCUACACCCCCUACUCCCCCUGCACCCCCUACUCCCCCUACACCCCCUACUCCCCUUACACCCUCUACACCCACUAUACCACCCUUUUUCCCCAUCACCCUGCCACCCAGUCCACCCAUCACAAUCUCUCCCAUUUUUCCCUGUCCUUGCCAGAUAGGCACAGCACCCACGCCUGGUCCAGUUAAACCAUACCCAGGUAAACUACCACUUCCAGGACCAGUAUUACCACACCCAGGACAACCACACCCAGGAAUACCACACCCAGGACAACCACACCCAGGAAUACCACACCCAGGACAACCACACCCAGGAAUACCACACCCAGGACAACCACACCCAGGAAUACCACACCCAGGACAACCACAUCCAGGAAUACCACACCCAGGACAACCACGCCCACCCAGGCCAAUUCCAGGGCAAACAAGCCCACCCAGACCAAUUCCAGGACAAACACACCCCUCCAGACCAAUUCCAGGACAAACAAGCCCACCCAGACCAAUUCCAGGACAAACACACCCAACCAGACCAAUUCCAGGACAAACACACCCCUCCAGACCAAUUCCAGGACAAACACAACCCCUCUAGACCAAUUCCAGGACAAACACAACCCUCUAGACCAAUUCCAG
Homarus americanus (American lobster) is the source of this 1878-nucleotide messenger RNA. Its product is annotated as basic proline-rich protein-like. Gene Ontology annotation, molecular function: chitin binding. NCBI's taxonomy places the organism in Eukaryota, Metazoa, Arthropoda, Malacostraca, Decapoda, Nephropidae. The transcript is spliced from 6 exons. The record is from RefSeq and is a predicted model, not a curated record. Bases 824 to 1837 code for a protein of 337 amino acids. Gene Ontology annotation, cellular component: extracellular region.